Molecule: messenger RNA, 1406 nt
Organism: Geodia barretti
Lineage: Eukaryota; Metazoa; Porifera; Demospongiae; Tetractinellida; Geodiidae
Source: the annotation of a GenBank genome assembly
GUGGCACUACACUCACGAGGCGGUUUAUAUAGUGACACUACACUCACGAGGCGGUUUAGUGGCACUACGCGCGGUUCCUUUGAUCUCUAGGGUUCUGUGGUACAAACAAGCUUGUCCAGUCCAAUUUUUCAUUUUUUCUUCUUAGUUAUCUGCCCUCCCCUGAACGCAAUGGAAAAUGGACUAACAUCAACUGGGGGGUUCUCCCCUGGAUCAGUGGCUAAUUACACAUGCAACGAUGGCUAUGUCUUGGAGGGAGACAGUAGAAGAGUCUGCCAGGCAACUGGGGCAUGGACUGGUGAAGAACCACAGUGUGUUGAGGGUACAUAAUUGUACAUACAUAAUCGUCGUAACUAGCUAAUGCCCUACUAUUUUAGGGCGCCCGCAGCGUGACCUCGCUAUAACAUAGCAGGCGCUGAUAGCAAGCACACGCCACACGCUGCCACACACAGCACGGGUUCCGCUACUCCGUUCCCGCGCCCACAGUCAUUUGGGUUAUCUGCCCUCCCCUGAACGCAAUGGAAAACGGACUAACAUCAACUGGGGGGUUCUCCCCUGGAUCAGUGGCUAAUUACACAUGCAACGAUGGCUAUGUCUUGGAGGGAGACAGUAGAAGAGUCUGCCAGGCAACUGGGGCAUGGACUGGUGAAGAACCACAGUGUGUUGAGGGCCCACCUUCAAUUACAAACGUUACAACGGACUCAACUACGAGCCUAAGUGUGUUGUGGGCCCACUCAGUAGCUGGACAGCCGACAUGUUACUACCUCAUCACCUACAUCUGUCUAGCAAACGGCUCCAACUCGGUCUACCAUGAAAAGAGGACCCUUACAGUGCCUGCUGGGAAUACCUCUGUUGUUCUCAGUGAUGUUGAGCUGCCACCGGGGAGCGUGCACGUGGUUGUCGUCACUGCAGUUUCGGGAGACGUGUCUCGGUCAUCAGAACUUAAAUAUAUUGACAUAUCCUCAGCUGUGACCCCAGCACUUGUGACUGUUGUGUGGAACUCUCAGACUCAGACCUCUGCUACCCUCGAAUGGCCUCGAGGGUUCUGUUGGGACUAUGUUGUCAUAUGCUACUCCCUCAGCGGGAAGGAUCAAAUUCUCGUGUCCUUAUUCUCACGUGCUGUUCUGAAUGAUCUUUACCAGGAGACAUACAUUGCUGUUGUGAUCUGUAGCUCUUUCCGUGAUGGCUAUACUGUAGACACCUAUGCUCCAAUUUUGCUGAAAUAGCGACUUUAAAGCUUAAGGAGAGUUGAAUAAGGAAAUUUAACAAGAGACUUGAACGCUAAAAACUAUGAACUGUAGACAUACUUGUUUGUUGAUAGAAAUUUAGUUUCCAUUAGAUUAAUACUCUUUUGGUACAUGGUUGUGAGAAUCUAUACCUGCUACAGUCUGUGCGCAUCUGCAAUGUGA